AUGCAGAGCAGCCUGGGUGCAUCUGGCGGGUACCCACCGCGUCCCACUGUCUGUCGGAACACAUGGAUGUCCCCAGCCCCAGGAAAUGGGGUCCCAGGGACCCCCAUGUAUCGCCCAGUCCUUCCCCGCAAGUGGGGGGCAGCAGCAGUGGCAGCCGGGGGGCCGGUGGAGCUGGAGGUGCUGCAGCCCCCGAGCCUCCUCACCCUGGACACGCUCCAGAAGUGCAUCUUCAGCCACGAGAGCCACUGCCAGCAGUGGCCCAGCCAGUACAUCCAGGCCAUCCUGGAGCUGAGCUCGUUGGUGGUCCGGCGCCAGCUCCAGCCACUUCUCCACCCGUGGUGGCUCUACAGCCUCUCCUCUGAUGGCCGGCGCUUCGCCCGCGCCGGUGCCACUGUCCACGCCGUCACUGCUGAUGUGGUGCAGCACCGGCGCCGGGCACUCGCCUGCCUGGGCCACCAGGCCUGGCUGGACGGCCACCGGGGAUGCAGCAUGGACUUCAUCGACCUCCUGCUGCUCACCAGGGACGAGAAUGGCCACACCCUGUCGGGCGAGGACAUCGCGGCUGAGGCUGACACCUUCAUGUUUGAGGCUGAGCACGAGCUCCCAGGCCAUGACACCACGGCCAGUGGCCUGGCAUGGCUCUCCUACAACCUGGCCGGCCAUCCUGAGCACCAGGAGCGAUGCCGCCAGCAGGUCCAGGAGCUCCUGGCUGGCCGGGACACUGCGGACAUUGAAUGGGAGGACCUGUCCCAGCUGCCCUUCACCACCAUGUGCAUCAAGGAGAGCCUGCGGCUGCACCCUCCUGUCACUGCUGUGUCCCGGCGCUGCACCGAGGACAUCCCCCUGCGUGAUGGCCGUGUCAUCCCCAAGGGGGCCAUCUGCCUGAUGAGCAUCUACGGGACCCACCACAGCCCAGACCUCUGGCCCGAGCCUGAGGUGUUCAAUCCUCUGAGGUUCAGUCCAGAGAACAGCAAGGGACAGUCCCCAUCGUCCUUCAUCCCCUUCUCUGCUGGCCCCAGGAACUGCAUCGGGCAGAGCUUUGCCAUGGCUGAGAUGAAGGUGGCAGUGGCAUUGACACUGUCCCGGUUCGUGCUGCGCAGGGACAACGCGAGGCCACCCCUGGGCAAGCCCGAGCUGAUCCUGCGUGCCCAGGACGGGCUCUGGCUGCUGCUGGAGCCACUGGUGGGAGUGGCCUGA
Molecule: messenger RNA, 1197 nt
Organism: Camarhynchus parvulus
Lineage: Eukaryota; Metazoa; Chordata; Aves; Passeriformes; Thraupidae
Product: cytochrome P450 4F4-like
Molecular function (GO): monooxygenase activity; oxidoreductase activity, acting on paired donors, with incorporation or reduction of molecular oxygen; iron ion binding
Source: RefSeq, a predicted model, not a curated record